GAGCCGAGCCGAGCCCGCCGUGGGCGCGAUGGCGUCGUCCGUGCGGCUCCCGCCCGAGAUCCAGCUGGCGCAGCGCCUGGCGGGCAACGAGCAGGUGAGCCGCGACCGCGCGGUGCGGCGCCUCCGGAAGUUCAUCGUCGCCAGGACGGAGCCGGCCGCAGGUGGUUUCACCCACGACGAGCUGCUGAAGGUGUGGAAAGGGUUGUUCUAUUGCAUGUGGAUGCAGGACAAGCCUCUGCUGCAGGAGGACCUGGCAAAGACCAUCUCACAGCUCGUCCACUCAUUUCAGACUACAGAGGCACAGCACCUAUUCCUUCGGACCUUCUGGCAGACCAUGAACCGUGAGUGGGUGGGCAUCGACCGCCUCCGCCUCGACAAGUACUACCUGCUCAUGAGGAUGGUCCUGCACGAGUCACUGAAGGCGCUGCAGAUGCGGGGCUGGGAUGAGAGGCACACGGGCCCCCUGCUGGAGCUCCUUGAGGCUGAGAUCCUGCACCCUGACAGUGAGGCCCCCAGCGGUGUGAAGAGCCACUUCCUUGACAUCUUCCUGGAAGAGCUGACCAGAGUGGGCGCCGACGAGCUGACGGCCGAACAGAACCUCCGCUUCAUCGAGCCCUUCUGCAGGGCCGCAGCACACACUGGCGACCCUGUAAUCCUGCACCAUGUCAUCUGUGGUGUCUUGAAGCCCAUCGUGGAGCAGGCCCCGCUGGCCAUCGAGGCCCUGAUGGAUGAGCUGGACACACAGGAGGCGAACGGGGACGAGGAGCUGGGCCAGCCGGCAGGUGGGGCAGAUUCUGACUUGGAGGAAGAGGAGAUGGAAGAUGAUGACGAUGGUGACAGUGACAGUGACAGUCCUGAGGUCGUCCUGCAGUUCGACUAUGAAGCUGUCGCCAACAGACUCUUUGAAAUGGCCAGUUCCCCGAGCACCCCGACCCUCAACAGGAAGCGGCUCUACAAGAUGGUCCGGAAGCUGCAGAACCUGGCAGAAGGCCUUUUCCCAGAGGACGAAGUUCCCGAGAAAGUCUACGAGAAGCUGCAGCCUGGCUGCCGGGAACGGAAGCGGAAGCGGAAGGGCCAGAAGCGCCAUCCCAGGGCUCAGGACACAGAGGAAGCUGGGCCGGAGGGCAGCCCUGGCAGAAAGGGGGCUCAGCACAAGCGCCGGAGGCCUGGGGCUCCCAGGAGAAGAGCAAAGGCCGGUGGUCAGGGUCCGCCAAAGAGGAAGAAGAGCCAGGGCGGCCGGAAGUGACUUCAACACAUGGAGGCUGCGUUUCUGCACCCUGGGACUGUGGGGGGUGGGCAGAGGCCAGCGCUUAGGGCCCGUUCUUCUGGCCACGAGUCCCCAAGGCCUCACACCCAAUACUCCCACCCAGCUGAGCCAGGCCCCCUGCACUGCUCUGAUGGCCAGGCGGACCAUGGACACAAGGAUAGGAGGCAUUUGUGGAAUAAAAUGCUGUACCUAUGCCA
Molecule: messenger RNA, 1464 nt
Organism: Suncus etruscus (white-toothed pygmy shrew)
Lineage: Eukaryota; Metazoa; Chordata; Mammalia; Eulipotyphla; Soricidae
Gene: RRP1
Product: ribosomal RNA processing 1
Exons: 13
Coding region: 29-1246 (405 amino acids)
Biological process (GO): rRNA processing
Cellular component (GO): preribosome, small subunit precursor; preribosome, large subunit precursor; nucleus
Source: RefSeq, a predicted model, not a curated record